AAGGGGACAACUGAGACUCCAAAAUAACAGCAGAAAUAACCACAAGACGAGGAAAUCAUCACCCAGGAAUGAGAAUGAAGAGUGUUGUAUCUCUGCUGGUGUUGCUGCACUGCUGUCUGUCUGGAGCCCAGGUCCACAAAGACAGAGAUGGAGUCAGUGUGAAUGAGAUCCAGCAGGUUGACUAUGAGGACAGAGAGAGCAGUGGGAAGGACAUUCAGACUGACAAACAGAGAGCUGAAGCUGCAUUAACACACAGCCAGCAAACCCGCCAACCUGACAUCCACACUGUGCUGAGCGAGAUGAGCACCAUGAUGGCAGAGCAGAGAGUUGAGCUGAGACACACAAAGACUGAACUGGAAGCCAUGGAGGCCCGACUGAGAGCCAGUGAGAGCCGACUGACAGACAGUGAGAGACAGGUGGAGGAACUGAAAGUCCAGCUGACAUCCAAAGUGGAGGAACUGAGCAAAAUUAACAAAGCACAAGCAGUGAAACUAAACUCCAUGGAGACUCGUUCUAACAUCACUGAGAGCCACGUUGAAGUUCUGAAGAGAAACAGUCAAGACAGGAAGGUGGCUUUCUCAGCCUCACUAGCAGCACCUGGUCAAGGAGGAAACACUGGACCCUUCAACACCGGAAUCACCCUGGUCUACAGAAAUAUCUACUCAAACAUUGGCAAUGCUUAUAACCCCACUACAGGGAUCUUCACAGCACCAGUGAGAGGACUCUACCUCUUCAGGUUUUACAUCUAUGGAUGGGGUGAUAAAUAUGUUCCUACAACUGCAUUCUUGCAUAAGAAUGGACAUGAUAUAGCUGUUGCACAUGCUCACCAAGAUACUGGUGGUAUUAACUCCUCCAAUGGAGUGUCUCUGCUGCUGGAGGUGGGAGAUGUGGUCAAUAUGCAUCUCUCGGCUAGUAGAAAAGUGUAUGAUAGUGAAAGUCGCCACAGCACCUUCAGUGGUCACCUGCUCUUCACUAUGUAGGAGGGUUAUUGAAGGACUGUAUCAGUUAUCUGUACAGGAAAUUAUUCAGACAUUUUAACAAUAUAUAUAUAUAUAUAUAUAUGUAUAUAUAUGCCAUUUAGCAGACGCUUUUAUCCAAAGCGACUUACAGUCAUGUGUGCAUACAUUCUACGUAUGGGUGGUCCCGGGGAUCGAACCCACUACCCUGGCGUUACAAGCGCCAUGCUCUACCAACUGAGCUACAGAAGGACCAAUAUUGUCUUAGUGUUGAAAGUUCUCCAUUUACUCUCUAAUAGUUCAAACCAAGGCAGUUCUCAAGGAGAAAAGUAGUUGAAAUUUACAAGAGACAAAAAUAAUAUUGUAUCCGAGAAUAACAAUAAUAUACUCAGAAUGAAAAUAUUAAUGUCAUGUAAAUAUUAUACUGUCCACUAACAUGUAUUUAGAUGUUUACACCCCCCCAUCCCCCACUUCUUAAUUCCCUUUUCUACUGUAAAUUGAAGAGUAGUAAACAUUGUGUUGAGUAUUAUGUAAUAAAGUGUUUAUCAAAAGAA
This is a messenger RNA of Oncorhynchus keta (chum salmon), 1510 nucleotides long. Its product is annotated as multimerin-2-like. NCBI's taxonomy places the organism in Eukaryota, Metazoa, Chordata, Actinopteri, Salmoniformes, Salmonidae. The record is from RefSeq and is a predicted model, not a curated record. The transcript has 4 exons. Bases 69 to 980 code for a protein of 303 amino acids. Gene Ontology annotation, molecular function: protein binding.